Molecule: messenger RNA, 1518 nt
Organism: Chenopodium quinoa (quinoa)
Lineage: Eukaryota; Viridiplantae; Streptophyta; Magnoliopsida; Caryophyllales; Amaranthaceae
Product: TBC1 domain family member 13-like
Exons: 4
Coding region: 709-1005 (98 amino acids)
Source: RefSeq, a predicted model, not a curated record
CUAUGUUAGUUAGCACCGGUUUAAACCGGUGCCAUAUUUGAGAAAAAAAAAACCCGGGUUAGGUUAUUCGUGCGUUUUAAUUUUUCAAUUCCUUUUCCUCUGUAACUUGCUUCUCCUUUCUCCUUCUACCUUUCCCCAUUUCCCUCUUGACUCCACUACUUCAACCACUACGCACCCCUUUCCACCGCCACCACACUAUAUCUUCAUUCUUCACGGCAUCAAGGCGAUGUGACGGUGGUCGCAAUUGGUUGUUGGAUUUUUAGAGUUUCAGGUGGCAAUUUGGUAAAGUUUUUGUUAUUUUAGUUUUGAAAUUAGGGCUUUGGUUUAUUGUGGUUAUGGGUAUCCGAUUUUUAGUUGUUUUUAGAUGGAUUUUUGGUUGUUUUUAGAUGGAUUUGUCGUGGGAUGCAAUUCCUUGGUAUUUUUGUUGUGGUUUUGAAUACCUGAUUGGUUGAACUCUUCAAUCUGGUCCAUGCCUCCUCCUCCUUCGUUUGCUACCACCAUCUCUCUCCUCCGCCCAUCCUCCGCCCUCCGUCGCCGGUUCGACCUCCAUCCCCACCUCCUCCACCGCCGGACUCCAAUGGCACUUCCACUUCCUCUACUUCUCCUUCUCCUUCUCCUACCCCCGAGGAGAUCUCUCACCAUGCUCAGCUCUCACUCGAGCUGUCGAAGAAGAUCAUCAACAUAAGAGAAAUCAGGAGGUUAGCAUCCAUGGGUCUUCCUGAUGCUCCUGCCAUCCGCUCUACUGUCUGGAAGCUUCUGCUAGGGUAUUUGCCCAGUGAUCGAGCAAUGUGGCCCUCUGAAUUAGCCAACAAGAGGUCUCAAUACAACCAUUUCAAGGAUGACCUCUUGAUGUCUCCCGUUCUUACUGAAAAAGCUUAUCUUGUGGGUGUGGAGCAAAAAGGUAUUAAAGUGGAUUCUUUUGGAAUAGAAGAAUCUCUGAAAGAAUUGGCUCAACUAGCUGACACAGCAGGUCUUCAGGUUGUUGGCUCUACUUAUCAAAAGUGAGUAUGUCGUGGGUUUUUCUAUUGCAUAAUGUGGUUACGCUAUAAGUUGCAAUGUGCAUAUACUUAAGACAGUACAAUAAGCUACUUGGUGAUUUAUAUUAUCUGUGCAUGCCCUAAAUCUUCCAGUUAACAUGUAAUAUAUCUCUGUCACUCUGUGUGUGACUGUGAAAGUUGGGGAAGGGUUGGAGAAUUGAAUGGGGGAGUGUCGCUUAAAACGAUAAUGUAACUCUUUUAAUUAGAGCUUAAGGGGUUUCAGUGAGUUGAUUUUGUAUCUGUUGUAAUUCAAUUCUUUGCAAGUGAAAAGCACUUGUAACUUAAGGCAUGUUAUGUGUCAUCUGGGAACAUGGCCUCCAAAGCAGCUACAAUUCAAUUAAAAGCUUUAGUACCUCCGUUUUAACUUGUUAAGAUAGAGAUUGUUAAACAAAACUCAGAUUACUUUACCAAGUGUGUAUUGACUUAUGAGUUUUUGUCAUAUAGUUUACAUAUGUCUUCUAUCAAAUACAUUUCUCCUUUA